AUGGACGAGACUGGCGUCAUGCUUUCCAAGCUCAACUCUGUCAAAGUCAUAGUGGGCAAGGAUAGCAAGCGAAGCUACAGAGGCGCGCGUGUCAAGCGCACAACGGUGACUGCCCAUCGAAUGCGUGAGUGCCAACGCUUCAGGACACACGAAACCCUUAAGAUCUUGGAGUUCUGUUUCGAAAACAACAUCACCUUGUGUCGUAUCCCUUCUCACACCUCCCACAAGCUCCAGCCUUAUGACAUCUCGGUUUUUGGCCCACUAAAGGCAGCAUAUCGUGACCAGGUCGAACAACCAAAGCGAGGAGGUGAAAGAGCACUCACAUCCAGGAACAUACGAGCCGGAUGGGCCAAAGCCAGUUUGUUCUCCUUCAACCCUGACAGGGUACUCAGUGAUACACCGAAGCCUGCUGCUGAACUAGCCGUUCCGAAAAUCAACGAGGUGGAUUCCUGUGCGCAAGACCGCGUACCGCAAACGCCCCUGACGCCAGUGUCAGCAGAAGCUGUUACGUCGCUACAUAAUCUGAUUAAACAGGAUGCUGAUAUGCUUGACGAGACGAGCAAACAGCGCCUUGAGAGGCAUGUACAGAAGCUUACGAACGCCGCCCAACUGUCCUUUGCCGAGCGUGCUCUCCUUCAGGAGCACAACCAAUUCUUGUUCCAAAUAAACAAUGAAGCCAAAGUUCGCCGUUCGACCAAGCCAGAAAUGCUGGGGACCGCGAGAGUGAUGAGCUAUGAGGACCUCGAGAAGGCGCGAGCCGAUCGUGCUGCGAAAGAGAUCGCGAAAGAAGCUAAGAAGGCUACGAGAGACGCUAAAAAGGCUGCAAAAGAGGCUAAGAAAGUCGGUAUACCUGAGGCUAAGAAAACCAGCGCGGGCAGGGCAAAACGUGGUCGGAAGCGCAAGAGUCCUGCGGAGGUAUAUGCGCCGGAACUAAAGGCCAGGUUGGCACAGAUGAACGCAAUACAGAUUGCGGAGGACGAAACUGCGCCAACACCAUGGAUGGUCCCGGUGGCGCAGAUGUAA
Endocarpon pusillum Z07020 is the source of this 1023-nucleotide messenger RNA. RefSeq lists its product as uncharacterized. The coding region runs from base 1 to 1023 and encodes 340 amino acids. Gene Ontology annotation, molecular function: nucleic acid binding. The record is from RefSeq and is a predicted model, not a curated record. The transcript has 3 exons. NCBI's taxonomy places the organism in Eukaryota, Fungi, Ascomycota, Eurotiomycetes, Verrucariales, Verrucariaceae.